AUGACGUAGGAGCACAACAGAGCGGAGUGGACGACGAGGGGCGGUGAAGCUGCUGCGCUCCGUUUACACUUCAGGUGUUCCUCCUCUGUCUGCAUAUCACUGCUUCUAGCCAUGAACUGGAGCAAGGGUGGUCCGGGAGGCAAGCGAGGCUUUGGAUUUGGGGGGUUCUCCCUGUCUGGGGGUAAAAAAGAGGAGCCUCGUUUGACCCAGAAAGCACACACGGCCUUUGGGGCAUCUGGGUCAGCGGGGGGUUACGGCAAGAACCAGCAGCUUCCAGGAUUCUACAAAAUAGGAACAAAACGGGCGAAUUUUGACGAGGAAAAUGCGUAUUUUGAGGAUGAUGAGGAGGAAUCGAGCUCCGCAGACCUGCCCUACAUCCCAGCAGAGAACUCUCCUACCAGGCAGCAGUUCCAGUCUGGAGGAGGAGGAGGAGGAGGCGGCGGCGGCUCGGACAGCGAAGACGACCCCCUCGACGCAUUUAUGGCCGAGGUGGAGAGUCAAGCAGCCAAAGAUAUGAAGAAACUGGAGGACAAGGAAAAAGAGAAAAAGCUCGUCAAGGGCAUUCGGGAUGACAUUGAAGAGGAAGAUGAGCAAGAGGCUUAUUUUCGUUACAUGGCGGAGAACCCGACAGCAGGGCUGACCCAGGAGGAAGAGGAGGAGAACGUGGACUACGAUAGUGAUGGCAACCCGAUUGCUCCUACCACCAAAAAGAUCAUCAUGCCUCUGCCUCCUAUUGACCACACUGAGAUUGACUACUCGCCUUUCGAAAAGAACUUCUACAUUGAGCACGAGGAGCUCAACAGCCUGACUGGAGCACAAGUGGUGGAACUGAGGCAGAAACUCAACCUGAGGGUGUCUGGUGCUGCUCCUCCUAAACCCUGCACCAGUUUUGCCCACUUUGGCUUUGAUGAGCAGCUUAUGAACCAGAUUCGUAAGUCUGAGUACACCCAGCCUACACCCAUCCAGUGCCAGGGUGUUCCUAUUGCCCUCAGUGGCAGGGACAUGAUCGGCAUCGCUAAAACCGGCAGCGGAAAGACUGCCGCCUUCAUCUGGCCGAUGCUGGUGCACAUCAUGGAUCAGAAAGAGCUGGAACAGGGAGAGGGACCCAUCGCAGUGAUCGUCUGCCCCACCAGAGAGCUCUGUCAGCAGAUCCAUGCGGAGUGUAAGCGCUUCGGGAAGGUGUACGGCCUGCGCUCAGUGGCUGUGUAUGGAGGGGGCAGUAUGUGGGAACAGGCCAAGGCUCUACAGGAGGGGGCUGAAAUCGUGGUUUGCACCCCGGGUCGUCUGAUUGACCAUGUGAAGAAGAAGGCCACAUCACUUCAGAGAGUGACCUACCUGGUGUUUGAUGAGGCUGACCGCAUGUUUGAUAUGGGCUUUGAGUAUCAGGUGCGAUCCAUCGCGAGUCACGUUAGGCCUGACAGACAGACUCUGCUGUUCAGUGCCACCUUCAGAAAGAAGAUUGAGAAGCUGGCGCGGGAUAUUCUCACUGACCCCAUUCGCGUCGUACAGGGAGACAUUGGAGAGGCGAAUGAAGACGUGACCCAGCUGGUGGAGGUGUUGCCGACUGGGUCAGAUAAGUGGGUCUGGCUGACCCGCAGGCUGGUGGAGUUCACUUCAUCCGGCUCCGUGCUGAUCUUCGUCACUAAGAAGGCAAACUGUGAGGAGUUGGCAACCAAUCUGCAGCAGGAGGGCUACAGCUUGGGUCUGCUGCAUGGAGACAUGGACCAGAGCGAAAGGAACAAGGUCAUCAGUGACUUCAAGAAGAAAAACCUACCCGUACUGGUGGCCACUGAUGUUGCAGCUCGUGGGUUGGAUAUUCCCUCUAUUCGUACGGUCGUGAACUAUGACGUUGCCCGAGACAUUGACACACACACACAUCGGAUUGGCCGAACAGGUCGUGCAGGAGAGAAGGGUGUGGCCUACACACUGCUCACAAACAAAGACACCUCAUUUGCUGGUGACCUUGUUCGGAAUUUAGAGGGAGCCAAUCAGAGCGUAUCCAAGGAACUGAUGGAUUUGGCCAUGCAGAACUCCUGGUUCAGGAAGUCCAGAUUUAAGGGAGGAAAAGGGAAGAAGCUGAACAUCGGAGGUGGAGGUCUGGGCUACAGAGAGAGACCCGGCCUUGGCUCUGAAUCCUCAGAGAGCAGCAGUAGUACUGCACUUGGUAACUAUGAGGCCUACAAACCUUCUACUGGGGCUAUGGGAGACCGCAUGUCUGCCUUGAAGCAAGCCUUUCAGGCUCAGUACAAGAACCAUUUUGUGGCAGCAUCUGGCAACCCUCCCAAGCUCAGCACGCACUCCAGCAGCUCUACAGGCUGGACCAGUGCAGGAAGUCUGAGCUCUCUGCCCUCAGGAACUCCAGAAGGACAGGAAAGAUCCCACAUGACAUCAUCAUCCUCCUCUUCAUCCAUCUCUUUGUACUCCUCCAUGCCACCUCCUCUAGCCCUCAGCUCGGGCACUAAAAUGUCUGGCUUCAGCAGCGCCGGCACCCUGAGCUCUAUUUCAGACUCUCACUCCUCCACUAGAUCCGGAGACGGUUCCCGUAGCGAUGACAGGGGUCGCUAUGGAGAUGGUCACCAUCGCCACAGCGACAGGCACGGCUCUGGGGACCGGGACAGGGACAGGGACCGUGACCGAGAUAGGGACAGGGACAGGGACCGUGACCGGGACAGGGACAGAGACAGGGACCGUGAUCGGUACAGCGAUAGAGACCGCCACAGCGACAGGGAUCGCCAUAGCGACAGCCGCAACGGAGAUGGCGGCAGCCGGCGGGACCGAGACGGCCGGUCUGAGAGAGACGAUUGGAGGGGAGAAAGGGGCGGAGAUAGGGCGGGGUCACAUAGAGGAGGGGAGGACAGCUUUGCUGUUCCAGAUCCACCGAAACGCAAGAAAAGCAGGUGGGACAAUUAAAGCCAACCAGUCAGUUUUCGAAAAAGCAGCUUGCUUGCCAGACACUCAGCCUUCUUAGCAGAGUCAACUUGUCUUCUUUCAACCACAAAACAACAUCGACUACUGAGCGGCACUGAAAAUACAUGUUCAAAGGAGUAAUCCAGCCUCUUUCAGCCUAAUCUCUAGGGGUGUGGUGAUGCACAUAUUUUGGUGUGAUUUGACGGAGAUCAAGAUUCAGUUGGAUUUUGUUUAACAAAAAUAGGCCCCAAAAUACACAAACCAGAUAAAAAUCUCAGCCAUUUGAGACAACAAAUGCAAGACCCUUCGAAGAGGCGCAGCAACAUGUUGGCGACACAUCUUUUAAUUUUGAUGCACAUGAAUUUUGGAAUUUUUAUGCCAUUUUCUCCCCUGUUUAGUCGUAACCAGUUCCUUUCUCAAGCCAGGUUUCCCCCCAUCACAUGAUGCUACCAAGCUAGGAGGGUGAAGACUAGCUUGUGCCACACUGCAUCUUUUCUGCCGCUAAAGCAUCAUUGGACAGAUGAACAUGCUUGGAGGAGAAGGCUAACUGCCAGUUCUCUUACAUUCUUCACACCCUUUUGAACGCGAAUGGCUGUGGCAUCGCUGGGGACUGAACUCAUAAUCUCCCGACUUCUAACGAUAGGGCCUGUUUUUCUGUCUGUGUAAUACAGUUGCACUCUUGCAUCCUUAUGAUGUGCAUCUGCCACAUAGCUGACCACAGACCAUGCUUUAAACACUUUUCCUUGCAUUCAGAAAAGAACAUAAAACCUGCUGACUCAAAACCCACUUAUAAUAAAAGCCAGUGGGCAAGUGCUUCUCCAUUGACUUUGAAUAGCAGUGAGUUUCAAGUCAAAGGCUUUUCUGUUUUUUACCAAAUGAAAGGAAACCAGUCAAAAGUAUUGUCUGGUGGUGAACUGUAUGCUGCAGAUGCAGCAGCUAGAGAUUGGGUUGAAAAAUACUGGAGUAUUCCUUAAUCUCCAACUUUCCAUCACCAUUAAGACUUCUGACCAUUUUUGCCACCCAGGCGGUUUAUGCUGUAUGACUGAGUGUGGAGGUGUGAAUUAAAUCGAAGCAGGCAAGCCUUUUUUUGUAAUAGUACAUGUGUGUGAAUCUGUCUGGAAAACCCUGAACUACAUUUUGUGUUAGGCAGUUGUAGAAGAGUGCUUUUUAUGGCACAGAAAUGAGUUCUUCUUUUUUUGUUUUUUUUUUUGUGACUCCAACAAAAAUGUUCAGCGUGCAGCCGAGCACGACGAGUUUCGUUACGGAUAAAAUUGAAGUCAAAACCUUUUUGCCUAAUUGGUUCAUUGAUUCAGAGAAUUUGUGGGUGAUCUGUUUUGUAGGUUUAGGACUUUCUUCUGUGCUUUACAGUGUACCAUUACAAGCUUGGAGCUGUUUGUACCAUUGCAUAGUCUCCUUUUCUUCUAUCUGUAUUUUUGAAUUUUUAAAACAAACAUGUGUGCUUAAAUACAAAGUCCACCUCACAUUCACCGUUGCUACUCAUCAGGCGCCUGAACAGCGUAUUCGUCUGGCAUUCGACUCUCCACUUCAAAGCCUUUUAGGACUUUAAGGACUGUAUAUCUAAACCUAUCAACGAUUAAAACGUUUAAGCACCUAUAUACCACUCAUGCUGAUCUACAUUAAAAUGUGGAAUGACAACCUGGAGUGUUGUAUGUAUGAUUUUGUCCACACUGAUCCUGUAGGCUUCAUCUAAAAAUGCUGUUCCAUUUCAUUCAUCGAAGGUGUGGAAUUGGUGUCAUUAUUCAAAUCUUAACAUCUCAGCUUGGCUUUAGUAAACUUGUUAAACCCUCUCA
Colossoma macropomum (tambaqui) is the source of this 4718-nucleotide messenger RNA. It is a transcript of the gene ddx42, whose product is annotated as DEAD (Asp-Glu-Ala-Asp) box helicase 42. The coding region runs from base 112 to 2910 and encodes 932 amino acids. Gene Ontology annotation, molecular function: RNA helicase activity; ATP binding; nucleic acid binding. The record is from RefSeq and is a predicted model, not a curated record. Lineage: Eukaryota; Metazoa; Chordata; Actinopteri; Characiformes; Serrasalmidae. The transcript has 18 exons.